Aegilops tauschii subsp. strangulata is the source of this 729-nucleotide messenger RNA. RefSeq lists its product as uncharacterized. NCBI's taxonomy places the organism in Eukaryota, Viridiplantae, Streptophyta, Magnoliopsida, Poales, Poaceae. The record is from RefSeq and is a predicted model, not a curated record.
AUGACGCCCAUCUAAAGCUAGAGGCCCGAAAUAAACCCUGCCCUAAACCUCCUCCGCCGCCGAAGGGUCGACCAAGAAGAAGAAACCCUCAAACAAAUCAAAAAAGAAAAGAAGAAGCGAGCGAGGGGCAGAAUCACCAAUGGCGGGCGGUGGGCUGUCCGGCGGCGCGGCCGCGUUCUGGGCGACAAGAGCGCUGGAGGUGGUGAAGCGGAACGACUCCCCGGGGCUGUUGUGGAAGCGGAUCAAGCUCACCACCACCCGCAAGAACAACGCCAAGAAACGCCUAAAGCGCCUCUGGCAGAACGAAGCAGUUAUAAGGGCUUCUGCUCAAGCAGAAUCAUCGUCAACUUCAAACACGGCUGCCGCAUCUGAGAAACAGCAGUAGCUUCAUGGUUUGUGGUGGAGAAACUGAUAUGCAGUUAAAAGAUGGGCGUUGAACUUGCAUAACAUGCUGAAGCCUAAAACACAUCCUUCCGUAUAUUUUUAAGAGUGUCUUGUCAGAAGUUUGAACAAGUGCAUGCAUGUACACAUCGACUUUCUUCAUCAAGAGGAUAUUCCUUGCCGCCAUGGGCGUCUCUGCCCCUCCUGCUUACAUAAGCUUGUAGCAUCUCUUCCCAUUUCAUGAAAGUUCACUAUUUCUCCUUUUUUCUUGUUUAUGACAUCAGUACAUUACUUAUCUGAAACUAAUUAGGCGUCAUAUGUGAUGAAAUUUUUUCUUAGAAUUUUGAA